This is a messenger RNA of Papaver somniferum (opium poppy), 1854 nucleotides long. RefSeq names its product protein COBRA-like. Bases 150 to 1472 code for a protein of 440 amino acids. The record is from RefSeq and is a predicted model, not a curated record. Gene Ontology annotation, biological process: cellulose microfibril organization; plant-type cell wall cellulose biosynthetic process. Gene Ontology annotation, cellular component: plasma membrane. Lineage: Eukaryota; Viridiplantae; Streptophyta; Magnoliopsida; Ranunculales; Papaveraceae. The transcript has 6 exons.
GCUUUGAAAAAAAGAAAUAUAGAUAUGGUAGAAAAGAAAAAAAGAAAGAAAGGCAAAGUCCAAGUCCGCGUUUUUCUUUCUUCUCUGUGUUUGUUCAAGUCUGUAUGUUCUUCUGUUGCACAGAGGAGAAGUGAAGCAUUGAAAGGUCAAUGGAAGAAGAAGCAAUGGGUUUGGGUUUGUGUUCGACCUUCAUUUCUAGGACCUGCAGUUUCUCAAAAUGCAUUAUUUUGUUUCUGAUCUUGGUAUUCCCUUCAACAACAGAAGCUUAUGAUUCUCUUGAUCCAAAUGGAAACAUCACAAUAAAGUGGGAUAUCAUGAGCUGGACUCCAGAUGGAUAUGUUGCGGUUGUAUCAAUCUUCAACUUCCAGAGAUAUCGUCAUAUCCAAGCCCCUGGAUGGACAUUGGGAUGGACAUGGUCUGAAAAGGAAGUGAUUUGGGGCAUGUUGGGAGCUCAAACAACAGAGCAGGGUGAUUGUUCGAGAUUUAAGGGGAACAUCCCUCAUUGUUGUAAACAGAGCCCAAAGGUUGUGGAUUUGUUGCCAGGAACUCCUUACAACCAACAGAUAGCAAAUUGCUGCAAAGGAGGAGUAAUAAGUUCAUGGAUUCAGGAUCCAGCUAAUGCAGUUAGCACUUUCCAGAUUAGUGUCGGUUCUUCAGGCACUUCCAACAAGUCUGUGAGAGCGCCAAGGAAUUUCACAUUGAGCGCACCCGGACCUGGAUACUCUUGUGGACCUGCAAGGAUCGUCCAACCAAGUAAAUUUAAAAUGAUGGAUCGUAGGAGAGAAACUCAAGCUUUGAUGACAUGGAACGCUGCCUGCACAUACUCUCAAUUUCUCUCUCGAAAGACUCCUCCAUGCUGUGUUUCUCUCUCCGCCUUUUAUAACAAAACUGUUGUCCCAUGUCCAACAUGCUCUUGUGGCUGCCGAGAUAAUACAACUCAGCCAGGAAGUUGUGUGGAGGGAGAUUCGCCGCAUUCAGCAUCCACUAGUGCACAUCCUGGAAAAGAUAGUUUCACACCUUUAGUACAAUGUACAAGCCAUAUGUGUCCUGUCCGCAUUCACUGGCAUGUAAAGACCAACUAUAAAGGGUAUUUGCGGGUGAAGAUCACGAUUACUAACCUUAAUUACAGGAUGAAGUAUACACAGUGGAAUUUAGUUGCCCAACAUCCACAUUUUGAUAAUGUCACAAAAGUAUUCAGCUUCAACUACAAACGCUUACCUACUUACGGAUCCAUAAAUGAUACCGCAAUGCUAUGGGGGAUAAAAGACUACAAUGAUUUGCUAAUGCAAGCAGGGCCUAUGGGCAGUGUACAAUCAGAGCUACUUUUUAAAAAGGAUAAGGCAGGUUUUACCUUGGACAAAGGAUGGGCUUUUCCUCGACGGAUUUAUUUCAAUGGUGAUAACUGUGUCAUGCCACCUCCUGAUGCCUACCCAUGGCUUUCAAAUUCUACUUCCAGAGCAGUUAUUCCUUAGAUUCAAGUGGUUUCAGCUUUCUUGGCUUUUUUGCAUUCUUAUCUGUCGUCUAGUGAAAGAUUAUCUGGGGCCUUACUGAAAAAGAAGAAGAAGGUUUUGUUUUUGACAACUACGUCGUGUCAGCCUAAGCGUAUGGUGAGAUAACAGAAGAUUGCUUGUGCGCGUGCUAUGUUGUGGCCUCUUGCACAGGUGCGGUCAUGAGAAUUUAUUGUACAUAUUUUUUUUGUGUGCGCUAUGUGUAUUAAUCAGUGGGUUUAUUUUCAGUGCCAAUACGUUAGGUAGAGCAGUUGUGUUCAUAAUUACAUAUAGUUGUAUGUAUAGUUGUAUCUGAUUGUACACAUUAGUGAUCAACUUCAUCAAAUUCAUUGAACAUGUUAGUAAU